Messenger RNA from Daldinia childiae, 2433 nucleotides. RefSeq names its product FAD-containing monooxygenase EthA. NCBI's taxonomy places the organism in Eukaryota, Fungi, Ascomycota, Sordariomycetes, Xylariales, Hypoxylaceae. The transcript is spliced from 6 exons. The record is from RefSeq and is a predicted model, not a curated record. The coding region runs from base 1 to 2433 and encodes 810 amino acids. Gene Ontology annotation, molecular function: flavin adenine dinucleotide binding; N,N-dimethylaniline monooxygenase activity; NADP binding.
AUGUCGUCAACGCAUGGCCAAAGUCAACCGCCACUGGACUAUUCGGACUCUGGCCCUGGUAUUCUUAUCGGUUCUUACGUGCUCGCGUUCGUCACGACUAUCGUUGUCGCAUUACGGUUUUGGGCGAAAAGAUUGACGUCCUCUCCCCUAAGACUUGACGACUACUUGAUCCUAUCUUGCCUCCUUGUCCACCAUUUCUUUAUUGUAUUUGGUACGGUAGCUGUAGUACGAGGAGGACUAGGACGGGACAUGAGAAUCAUUGCUCAGGAUCCAACCGCUGUUGUAAUUCUCUUCAAGUUUAUUUUCAUGGUCGAAGUCACUUACGGAUUCAGCUGUACUUUAGUGAAACUAAGCGUCCUUGCUUUCUACCUACGAGUUUUCCCCACCCGAACAAUACGCAUAACGUCCGCAAUUCUGAUUUUUACGAGUAUUUCUUGGACCAUUGCCGUACAAGUAGUUCAUGUGAUACAAUGCCGGCCUCUCAAGGCGUUCUGGUACCAAAACCUCCAACGACUCCCAGAAACAAAAUGCAUAGAUAUAAUACUCUUCUUGAUGGGCAACUCGAUAGCCAACUGUGUCGUUGACUUCUGUACUAUAGUCAUGCCGGUUCAGGAAGUAUUAAAAUUACAUAUGUCGAGGUCAAGAAAAAUAAGCGUAUGCGUUAUCUUUCUCCUUGGUGGCACAGCCUUUGCAGCAAGUAUGACUCGCACCCUAUCUACUGCAAGGAUGCAAAGGGAGGGUACAUACAACUUUACUAAGCAAUCCAUCGCGCCUGGCGUUGCUGCGGCUGUGGAAGUCUACGUGGCUAUCGUCGGCGCAUGCCUGCCAACGCUAAUACCAAUUUACCGGAAGCUCCGUUGGGGCCAUCCUAAUGCACCCAAAAGGCCAACCCCUGUGGAUGGUAUCGUUACAAUUGGGAAAUUGUGCAUGGAAGAGACAUCAGCUACUCGAAAAGAAAUGGUUUCAUCACAGACGACAAACAAGCCUGAAGCGCUUGAUGUAAUCAUCGUGGGUGCUGGUAUAUCAGGAAUCAGCUGCGCUUAUCGGUUACAGAGUCAGCUCCCCAAUGCUCGCUUCACCAUUCUCGAAGGUCGGAGCGAGAUUGGUGGCACCUGGUCCCAGUUCACAUACCCAGGAGUGCGCUCAGAUGCUAUUAUGAAUACAUUGGCAUUUCCAUGGCACCUAUACCCGCAUCCGGAGCCAAUAGCGGAUGGCUCUCUAAUUCUAGAUUACAUCAAAGACGCUGCGUCAAAGUCUCGUAUAGCAGAGCGCAUUCAAAUGCGUCAUAGAGUCUCAGCUGCGGAAUGGUCCUCAUCACAACAACAAUGGACUCUCACGGUUGACCACGACGGAAAGCAAAAAUUUUACACUACACGCUGGAUGAUUCUGGGGACUGGAUACUAUGACUACGAAGCCCCGCUACAGGCUGAGAUACCGGGUCUAGAAAACUUCAAAGGAAAGGUAAUACAUCCGCAAUUCUGGCCCAAGGACUACGACUAUGAGAACAAGAGAAUGGCGGUAGUUGGAAGCGGGGCCACUGCUGUCAGCUUAUUGCCAUUACUUGCAGAGAAAACAAGCGAAUUAACGCUGAUCCAACGGAGCCCAACCUACAUCGUUGCGAAAGAAAACAAGUCAUGGACGCACAAGCAUUUACCACCCUCUCUAGCUUCGGCUUGCCAGCGUCUGUAUCAUACGAUGCACCAACACGUAUUUGUUGCAUACUGCGAGAAUUUCCCUAAUUCUGCAAAAGAGCGUCUCCGUAAGGAUACCGUAAAGAGGCUGCCAAAGUGGCUCGAGCAGGACCCCCAUUUCAAACCUCGAUAUAAUCCUUGGGAGCAACGGAUGUGUACGGACCCCGACGGUAUUUUCUACGAAGCCCUCCAUCGUCCUAACGUGAAGUUGAUUACCGGAAACAUUACGAAUUUCACAGACACCGGAGUACAGACCCAGGACCAUGAGACUGGCAAGAUAGACAUCACCGAUAUAGAUGCUGUCGUGACUGCUACUGGCCUGAAUAUGAAACUGGGUGGAGGUAUUGAUAUACGCGUCGACGGGGAGACCCUGUCGUGGGGUAAGAAGUAUAUCUGGAACGGCGCGAUGAUCGAGGGUGUUCCAAACAUGAUGUUCGUGUUUGGAUAUGCUGACAAUGCCUGGACUAUAGGAGCUGAUAUAACAGCCUUCCUCGUAGUCCGGGUAUUGAAAUACAUGGACCGCAAAGGACUGAAGACUGCAGUUCCCCAGCUGUCAGCAGAGGAUGCUACUACGGAGACUGAACGAAUCUUUCGACUAAAUUCAACUUAUGCCAAUCUUGCGGCAGAGAAGCUUCCUGUGUAUGGGAAGACAGGAGCUUGGCGGCCGAGGACGCGCCCACCGCAGGAUUACAUACACGCUCGUUGGGGCAGUUUUAGGAGUGGUCUCCAUUUCUCUACUUGA